Molecule: messenger RNA, 662 nt
Organism: Panonychus citri (citrus red mite)
Lineage: Eukaryota; Metazoa; Arthropoda; Arachnida; Trombidiformes; Tetranychidae
Exons: 2
Coding region: 77-580 (167 amino acids)
Source: RefSeq, a predicted model, not a curated record
CCUCAAGUGUCAUUUUCACCUUUGUUUACAAAUUCAUUUGUAAAUCAUAAAUCCAAUUUUCGUAAACUUUUUCAUUAUGACUUUCAACUCGAAAUAUUUUGACAUUUGCGACAAAUGUAAAGAUGAUCCACUCUCAAUUUGGAUAAAAGCUUAUAAUUCAAAAAGGAUUGACAAUCCCGAUUACCCUCUACCAGUCGAGUUUCCUCUCUUCGUAAAGGACAUGAAGAAAGGCAUCAAGCUCGUGGAAAAAUAUGGGUACCCCUUAUGUGGGUGCUACCUAGGCAAGCCAGAUAAAUGGCCCAACAUAUUAUAUCGACAAAAAGGCCAUUUUCACGACAUGGUCGCCAAGGCUUUCGAAAUCAUUGAGGAAAAACCUUUUAUGCGACAUGAUCGAGGAUCAAUUCGCUCCACUAAAUCGGAGCCAAGUACUCGAUCCCCUAAAGAAUCAACAAUUAAUCACAAUCACAACAACAACAAAGCAGUUUCUGACCAAAGCUUUCUUAUACAUUACAGUGAAUCAACCAGACCAAAAACCAGAACCUCAAUUCCUCACCUACAAAUUGAGCACUUUACUAUCUAAAUUCCCCAUGUACCCCAUGUACCCCAUGUAUCCCAUGUACCCCAUGUACCCCAUGUAUCCCAUGUACCCCAUGUAUCCCAUG